This is a messenger RNA of Closterium sp. NIES-67, 2663 nucleotides long. The record is from the annotation of a GenBank genome assembly. Lineage: Eukaryota; Viridiplantae; Streptophyta; Zygnematophyceae; Desmidiales; Closteriaceae.
AACACGAAAGGUCCACUCGUGCUGAAUUAUGCAACACGUUCCACGCCUUCUUUCAGAAAUGUAUAUCUGUCUGAAGCGGCUCACUCACGCUCACGCGAUCACUGCACCGUUUUCCCUCCUGAUUCCUGAUGGAGAUUAACUUAGUCAAGGGGAAGGAGACAAUCGCAGGGCUUGGGAUGCCGCGAUUCGGAGUCAAGCCCUUCUUGAAUUCACACUAUUAUCAUCGCUAGGAGAUUCACAUUAUUAUCAUCGCUAGGAGAUUCACAUUAUUAUCAUCGCUAGGAAAUUCACAUUAUUAUCAUCGCUAGGAGAUUCACAUUAUUAUCAUCGCUAGGAGGUUUAUUCUGGCCACCUCCCAUUGCGUUCCCCCGUCGCGUUCUCCAGUGGACGCCACGCCUGAAGAUUCUUUCUGGCCGAGGAUUCGUUUGCGACUGCUAAUGAGCGGAGCCGUCGUGGUAUUGGCAUAACAGCCAAUCAGACUACACAACAGCGAUCCUAGGCGAUCGUUGACGAUCCUUGGCGACGAGAAAAGCGAUCAUCACCAGCAAUAAGCGAUCAGAAGUCAAGCUCGUCGGGACUCAAAAUGCGACUUGUCGAACCCCUCGAGAGGCAAUCUUUUAAAAGCGAUUUAUUGGGGCGCCUCGACGAAUCACAAGACCUUUCCGUCCCUCGAAUCCACUUCCUCGCUGGUCGGUUCCCGCCACGACUCGGUUUGGCGUCUAACGCUCAGCGCAAUGGGGAGUCCCAGCGAGAGCCUCCUAACAUUUAGUACAAAGCGCCUGUCAGUAACGGAAUGGGGUCACUCCUCCAUUCGCCACUGUGCCAUAGCCUCGUCUUGUACCGUUACCGUCUGUUGUACCGUUACCGUCUGUUGUACCGUUACCGUCUAUUGUACCGUUACCGUCUGUUGUACCAUUCCAAUACCUCAUCCUCGCCCGUAACUCUAUUUCGAGACCGACCUUCGCCGAUUUCGUACAAGAAGAACCCGGGACUCCACGCCAUAGCCACUAGUAGCGGCUCGUCACGUCUCCGCUGCAUCGUUGCUGCUUCUGACCCUGAACUGCUGUCGCCGCUGACCCUGAACUGCAGUUGCCGCUGACGCUGAAGCGCCGUUUCUCUUGACGCCACAGGACGUCGAAGCUGCACAUUUCGGCUCUUGAACCGCUCUGAACCGCUGUUUCUCUUGUCGCUACAGCACGCGCGAGCGACCACGAUGGCCAGCGCGCCUUCCCGCCUCUCGUUUCUCCUCCUCGCCGUCAUUUGCGCAACGGGGCUGCUGGUAGCACAGGUGCAGGCAAUUCCACGCAUCCGCAACCAGAACGCUGUGCCCGCCGCCCCAGCAGUCAUCGUGGACACGUAUCUCAUGGUGGGGGACGCCAACCUGAACCUCACCGCCUCCCUCUGCUCCGCCGUUCCUGCGAGCGCGGUCACGGGGAUGGGGGACGUGCAGGUGUGGUGGAACCUCACCAGUUUUGGCAGCAACGACAGCACCAAUGGCACCACCUUUGGCAUGUAUCCCAGCGCUGACAGCACCGGUAGCAGUGAAAGCAGCAGCAAUAGCAGCAGCAGCAGCAGCCCUGUGCCGAGGGCCACGUGCGAGAAGCUCAACUUCUAUGCUGGGCGCAACUGCAGGGGCAUGCGGGUUUUGGCGAUGAACCAGCUCGCCUCAGCGCCGUACCAGUUCUACCUCGAGCCCAGCUCGAGGAGAGCCAUGUGGGCCAGGGUGGCAACUGUCCUCUGCGUUAUCCGGGACCCAUGCCAGCACACCACGUGUGCAGGCAACUCCACGUGUGUUCUAAUGCCCAGCAACGGGGGCGCCAUCGGGGGAAGCAAGGCGUGCAGCCAGGCAUUCACUGCUUCUGCUGCCAAUCAAACCUGCCAAGAAAAUGCACCUGCUGCUCCUGCUUCCAAUGCGGCCCCUGCUUCGGUUCCUGCUCCUGCUUCCAACGCUGCUCCUGCUUCCGAUGCUGCUCCCAAUUAUGCUGAUCCCGAUUUUGAAGAUCAUUAUUAUUCUGAAGAUGCUCCUGCGUCCGAUGCUGCUCCUGCAUCCGAUGCUGCUCCCAUUUAAGCUGGUCCCGAUUUUGCUGAAGACGCUUCUGCUUCCGAUGCUGCUCCCAAAACUGCUGCAUCGAAUUAUGCUGCUAACACCCCUGGUUCAUUUGCGUCGCUGCGGAGCCAGUGAGGAAAGCAUGCUCAACAUCCCACCAUCAGUUGCCUACCAACCAACCAGCUGCCCACCUGUUAGUUUAGCUCCGCAUUUUGUGUGCACCUGUCCUCCUAUGCGCCUGGCAGGCCGGCAUCAUCAACCUUUCCCACUUGUUGCCUGCUGUUGGAAAUGAUAAAAGAACUUAAGGCAUUUCCGGAGUCUCGCGUGAGUCAACACUGCAACAACACUACCGACGGUUGACACAGCUUGACGGCACCCAGCAGAGGUUACGAAAGGGCAACGGUUGCAGACCGUUGACCAUGCAACCCAACGGUUAGAAUCGGAAGAGUCAAGAGUCUGCGCGACAGCGAGGACAAAUAACCAUCCCGAUAUUACCAAAUGGGUCGUUACCCGAGUCGCCUUAUCGGGUCUUAAAAGGGAAUGUACCCUUUAAAGUGCACGAACAGUUAGACUCUUCAUAUUCACUUAUAUUAUUAUAUAAACAUUGUAUCCCUUU